AUGAAAUUCGAAAAUGAGCGGGAGCUGGGCAGAAUCGGGGUAUGGCCCCUAGAGCCCACGAAUAACGACACUGUUUCAACCAGAAUUUCGAUGGGCAAGGAUAUAGUCGCAUCGAAAGAACCCGUGGGAAUAUUUAGCAAAUCUUUAUUCGACCACCAUUGGGUGGUCAUCGAGCCAGGGAAAUAUUCCUGUAAGGAACUUACAACUUUCGAAUACCAACGGCAACUGCACAGAAUGAAGUGUGAACGGAAGAGUCAAAAAUGUCCGACUUUGACUACGAAAAAAUGGGCAUUAAUGGCAUAA
Aspergillus niger is the source of this 303-nucleotide messenger RNA. RefSeq lists its product as hypothetical. Bases 1 to 303 code for a protein of 100 amino acids. Lineage: Eukaryota; Fungi; Ascomycota; Eurotiomycetes; Eurotiales; Aspergillaceae. The transcript has 3 exons. The record is from RefSeq and is a predicted model, not a curated record.